Molecule: messenger RNA, 762 nt
Organism: Peniophora sp. CBMAI 1063
Lineage: Eukaryota; Fungi; Basidiomycota; Agaricomycetes; Russulales; Peniophoraceae
Source: the annotation of a GenBank genome assembly
AUGUUUAAUCGCUACUCUGCGCUGGUCGACGAAAACAGCAUCCCCUUCGUCCGCGCGGCGGGCGAUCAACGCAUCGUUGACUCUUCGACGAACUGGACUGCGGGCUUUGGCGACGCCUCCGGUGCCAACCUCUCCGAUAGUGACACGCUCAAUCUCAUGGGCAUGUGUCCAUUCGAUACGUUGAGCACAGGCGUCGACAGCCCCUUCUGCGACCUCUUCACAGCCGAGGAAUACGCGUCGUACGAGUACUACUACGAUAUCGACAAGUACUACGGAACAGGUCCCGGCAACACCCUUGAUCCGGUUCAGGGUGUCGGAUACGUCAAUGACCUGCUCGCUCGCUUGACUGGCCGAGCCGUACAGGACGAGACGCAGACGAACCGCACGCUCGACAGCGACCUCGCAACAUUCCCGCUGAGCCGCACCUUUUAUGCCGACUUCUUGCACGAUAACACCAUGGCACCCAUCUUCGCUGCGCACGGUCUGGUCAAUUCUACCGCGCUCGACCCGUUCUCGCCGGGUGCGAAUAGGUUGUGGGUGAACUCGAAGCUGGUGCCGUUCUCCGGCCAUAUGACGGUCGAGAAGUUGGACUGCUCUGGGAAGGAGUCGGUCAGAGUCUUGAUGAACGACGCGGUGCAGCCGCUUCAGUUCUGUGGAGCGGUUGAUGGUAUGUGCGAGUUUCAGGCGUUUGUGGAGAGCCAGCUGUAUGCGCGCGAGAAUGGACAAGGCGACUUCGAGCUGUGCGGAUUCGUUCCAUCGUAA